This is a messenger RNA of Ambispora leptoticha, 1116 nucleotides long. Lineage: Eukaryota; Fungi; Glomeromycota; Glomeromycetes; Archaeosporales; Ambisporaceae. The record is from the annotation of a GenBank genome assembly.
AUGCUUAUUCGGAAGACAACUGGAUUAUUACAUAGUUUUACACCAUGCACGACCGCCCUCGCCCUUAUUAUUUUCGGCCUGUCAUCAUUAGGAGUAGUAUUAAGAUACCGACAGUGGACACAGAACCCACCUAACGAAAAAAAUGUGCUGAAUUCUUUAACAAUGGUUCCUGGUUAUACCAUACAACAUAUUUGGACGCUUGUCACAGCAGGGUUUUUGGAAACUAAUUUGACUACAUUGUUCGGAAGCACGAUAACAAUGCUUGCACUUGGUCCACACUUGGAACGUGCCUGGGGACCACGUGAAUUUCUAAAGUUUGUCGGAAUAGUGUCAGUUGGAAGUUACGUAAUUACAUGGCUUGCCUAUUUAAUUGAAUAUGGAUUUACGAAAAACCUUCGCUACUUAUAUGAAACUCAAGUAAAUGGUAUGGUGGGGUUGGCAAUGGGGUUCUUGGUUGCGUUGAUGCAACUUGAUCCAGAAAUGUUGAUAAAUUUUGUGAUUUUUUCUACUAGGGCAAAGCAUCUUCCGGGUGUUCUCCUUGGACUAAGCAACGUCUACUUCUUUGUAUUUGAUGCACAAUCACAACUAUUCUUGAUCCAAUUUGGCUGGAUCGUUUCGUGGACAUAUCUUCGCUUCUUUCGUGUCAAUUCUGAUGGAAGUCGCGGGGAUCAAAGUGACACUUUUGCAUUUUCGUGUUUCUUUCCCGAAUUUAUCAGCAAGGCUUCUCGAAAAAAUAAUAGCACUAAUAUUCAAGAUAAUGAAGAAACAUCAAGUAUGGAUUUAUUGCGUUCAUCUUUAAAUAUUCCAAACGGUGAUGGAAUUGAAAUUGAAAUGGAAGAAAAUCACAGUUUUCAUAACAUCAACAAUAAUAAUGUUGAUAUCGACAAUUCGCCGUCAUCAUCAUCGGUAUUUUUAUCUGUGCCGAAAUCCAACACCACAAAACCUUUCAUUAAUGUGUCACCUUCGUUAUCAUCGUCAUCUCUAUCAUCUCCGCAUCAACCAAUAGAUCCAGUUUUGGGUACUACUUUUGUAUUAAGUUCAUCUAAUAAUUCUUUUCACGGGGAUAUUGGGAAUACAUCAACUCACUCAACUCUAAUGUUUGAAGCUCCUUCUUGA